This is a messenger RNA of Sinocyclocheilus grahami, 494 nucleotides long. RefSeq names its product zinc finger protein Gfi-1b-like. The coding region runs from base 1 to 387 and encodes 128 amino acids. The record is from RefSeq and is a predicted model, not a curated record. Gene Ontology annotation, cellular component: nucleus. The transcript has 4 exons. Lineage: Eukaryota; Metazoa; Chordata; Actinopteri; Cypriniformes; Cyprinidae. Gene Ontology annotation, molecular function: DNA-binding transcription factor activity, RNA polymerase II-specific. Gene Ontology annotation, biological process: regulation of transcription by RNA polymerase II.
AUGAGGGUUUUCUCCUCUCUCACUCGUCUGGAGUCUCACGUGUACAGAUUGCAUGGUAGUCAUCAUGGACGGUCUCUGGUAUUCCGGGACAGCAGAGACCCCGUGAUGCCAUGCAGGGUAAAGGAACGAACAUUUGAGUGCAAGGAAUGUGGGAAGGUAUUCAAACGCUCAUCCACUCUGUCCACUCACCUCCUGAUCCACUCGGACACGCGGCCAUAUCCCUGCCAAUACUGUGGCAAGAGAUUCCACCAGAAAUCCGACAUGAAGAAACACACCUUCAUACACACCGGAGAAAAGCCGCAUGUGUGUAAAGUGUGUGGUAAAGCCUUCAGUCAGAGCUCCAACCUGAUCACACACAGCAGAAAACACUACAGACCCUUCAGCUGAACACACUGAAUCCCAAUCAAGACCUCUGUGAAUGUACAUAAGUUAGCUUUAAACACAAAAAGUAUUAUAAAUUAUCAAGUGCAUAGUUUUUAAACCAAGUCAUUUAU